AAGAAGAGCAUAUUCUUGCUGCCAUUUGGAGCUCUAGAAAGCUCCAGUUCCUACCCCCCCACCCCCCAAAUGGGGUUGGAAAAGUCUGAUCUGAACUUGACUGUGCAAGUACUGGUUCAGACUCUCUCCGAACCCCUCUGAUUUGGGUAAAAUUGGACUAGGUCCAGUUUUACUGAUCCGAUUUUGCCCAGGCCUAUGGGGACUGCCUUCCAAAUUCCAUCCAGGCCCAGUCCUCUUGAGGCAGGCAUUAGCAGUGGGCCCCACCGGGAUGCGGAGGCCCAGACAGCUGCCUAAGCAUGCGGCCUGUUGGUGCCAGUCUGCUUCAUGACCCCCUCCUUGAUGUCGCACAUAACUGCGAGAAGAGAAAGCCGCCAUUCCGAUGCUGCCUUCUGCAGACUGCCGAGUUUGCUAGGGUGAUUUCUGCGCUGGGGACGCCACUUGCUUAUUUUUGUUUGGCUUUGUUUGCUGUAGCUUGCAAGGCCCUUGCCGAAGAGCUGGCCUACGACAUUAAGAAAAUAGGUCCCAAGAGGACUGUGAAUUCAGGGACGUUUCGAAUCAACCCGGAUGGCACACGAGGGAAGAAAAAGGUACCUUUUGCAAAGUCAGAGACCUUCUUAACGGAUGUUUUGGAAAAGAUCUGUGAUCGGAUGAAUGAUUACCAACUUCAAGAUGAUCCAGUAACACAGAAAAAGAUAUUCAAGAGAUAUGCUCCUAGGAAGGAUGAGCCGAUAUAUGCAGAAUAUAAAAAAUACUUUUUUUAUUCUGAUGCUUAUAAGCCCUUGAAAUAUGCGUGUGAAACUAUCAUAGAACAGUAUGAAGAUGAAAUAUUCUCACUUAUCGCCCAGGAGGCAGACUUUCUGGCUGACAAGCUGUGCAUUGAAAAAUCAGGUCUUUGUCCAAAGCCUGAUGCACACGGUGAGCUCUAGGAGAACAGUCAUCUGCUAAUAUUACAGCUGAAGAACAUCUAUGGAAAUAUCCCCACAGUCUGUGCCUUGCAUAAACGUUUAUCUUUGCUUGCUUUUUAAAAAAUGUAUCCACCUAAAAACUGUCUGUGAUUUUUUCUUUUUCUUUGGCAGACUGAUAUAUUAAAUUGCCACUACUCCACACCAUUUGUUGAGGACACUGGACUGGAACUUCCUUAACUAGAAUGGUCAGAGGUGAAACUCCUUCCCAUUAUGAGGUUGUUGCAUCCUAAACUAAUUUCUGAGAAACCCAGGGCCUGUUUGUAAGAGGGUUUGCAAGUCUGGUCAGCAGGAUAUUGCCUAUUGAUUAGCAAAAUAUAUAGAGGAUUGGCGAUGCUUAGACGUUAUGGUAACUGUGUGGUGUCAUUCUGUCGUUUUAGCUAAUGACCGAUUUCCAAGGACUUGGAAUAUGUAUAAACCAGCCUUAAAAUAAGAGAAUGUUCAAAGAGUAGUCAUCUUUGGUGACUAUGCAGUGGUGUGGUCACACCAAAGAGUGGGGCCACACCUGUGUAAGUGAAUGCUGAACCACUCCCUUUAGCUGUAAACAAGCCCCAUGGCAGAAAGCAGAGGUUUUACAAACCUGUACACUAUCUUUUAGAAAUGAUGUGACUUAGAGGGACUCAUUUGGUUUAGGAGCAAACCACUGCCUUAGCAUUUUCAGACCUGAAUGUCAGAAUGUCAGAAGAGAGACGUGUAGCAAAAAGUCAAUCAAAAAGCUGACUAUCUCAUCCAGUGGGAAAACCUACCUGGGCCAUAUGGCAGCUGCGAUCAAAACAAACAAAAAGGUGGAAUCUUAUUUAACAUGCUUACUGUAAUAAAUUGCAAUCAGAUUGUAAGUAAGCUGGUUGAAUGAGGAAAUGUCAGAACACCCCUGAUGCUCCUUGCACCAGUAAACCGUGUCUAAUAAUUUGCUUUGACUGGGAGGUAUUUUAUUACCAACAUGCAAUGUAUUUGUUUGUCAUUUUCAACACUUUAUAAUAAAAAAAGCUCUCUCUCA
Hemicordylus capensis (graceful crag lizard) is the source of this 1959-nucleotide messenger RNA. RefSeq names its product canopy FGF signaling regulator 1 (gene CNPY1). The record is from RefSeq and is a predicted model, not a curated record. Lineage: Eukaryota; Metazoa; Chordata; Lepidosauria; Squamata; Cordylidae. Bases 297 to 926 code for a protein of 209 amino acids. Gene Ontology annotation, cellular component: endoplasmic reticulum. The transcript is spliced from 4 exons.